Messenger RNA from Thalassophryne amazonica, 573 nucleotides. It is a transcript of the gene fgf4, whose product is annotated as fibroblast growth factor 4. The record is from RefSeq and is a predicted model, not a curated record. The transcript has 3 exons. Bases 7 to 573 code for a protein of 188 amino acids. Gene Ontology annotation, molecular function: fibroblast growth factor receptor binding; growth factor activity. Gene Ontology annotation, biological process: positive regulation of cell population proliferation; positive regulation of protein phosphorylation; cell differentiation. Lineage: Eukaryota; Metazoa; Chordata; Actinopteri; Batrachoidiformes; Batrachoididae. Gene Ontology annotation, cellular component: cytoplasm.
CCCGGGAUGGGCUCCGUGGCGGCCCUGCGCACCGUGCUGCUGCUGGGCCUGGUGACCGCGCUGGCCGUGUGCGCGCCCGGGCGCAACGGGACGGCGGAGCGCCUGGAGGCCCUGUACUCUCGCUCCCUGGCCCGGAUCCCCGGGGAGAGGAGGGAGGAGGUGCGUCGGGACAGCGACUACCUGCUGGGGAUUAAAAGGCUGCGGAGGCUCUACUGCAACGUGGGCAUCGGCUUCCACAUCCAGGUGCUCCUGGACGGCAGGAUAACGGGCGUGCACAACGAGAAUCGUUACAGUCUUCUCCAGAUCUCUCCGGUGGAGCGCGGUGUCGUGACUCUGCUGGGGGUUCGCAGUGGAAUGUUUGUGGCCAUGAACCACAGAGGAAAGCUCUACGGAUCUUUGCAUUACAACAAUGAGUGUAAGUUCAGAGAGAAGCUCCUCGCCAACAACUACAAUGCCUACGAGUCGGUGACCUACCCGAGGAUGUAUAUCGGCCUGAGUAAGAACGGCAAAACAAAAAGAGGAAACCGAGUGUCACCCGCCAUGACGGUGACACAUUUCUUGCCAAGAAUCUAG